This is a messenger RNA of Archocentrus centrarchus (flier cichlid), 1133 nucleotides long. Its product is annotated as calcium-binding protein 2-like. Gene Ontology annotation, cellular component: cytoplasm. Bases 152 to 835 code for a protein of 227 amino acids. The record is from RefSeq and is a predicted model, not a curated record. NCBI's taxonomy places the organism in Eukaryota, Metazoa, Chordata, Actinopteri, Cichliformes, Cichlidae. The transcript is spliced from 8 exons. Gene Ontology annotation, molecular function: calcium channel regulator activity; calcium ion binding.
CUCUCUGACGGUGGGAGGUCAAGAGCAGGUAAGAACAGUUGGGAUACCGUGCAGCCAUUCACAACACAAGUGGAGCACCACUAGAAAGAGCACAAGGGCUGUGCGGUCGACCUCUUAUUUUAUUCAUACUACUUGGGACAGGGAGCUAAGCAUGUCCAAAGCAGGAGACAGGACCCCUUCCACAACUUCCACAACUUCUGUUGACUCAGCAUCAACAGAUGGAAAUGAAGGCGGCACUAAAUCUCCCAAGGGAAAGGAGUCCCCGUCAGGCUCAGUCUCUGAAACACCCAAGAAGUCAUUAAAGAAGUCCAAGAAAAUCUCCGAGAGCAAGAACAAAGUCUACAUCUCCGUGCUCAACAGUGUUUUUGGGGCAGACAGGGAACUCGCUCAGGCUGAAAUAGACGAGCUGCACGAGGCCUUUAAGGAGUUCGACUAUGACCAAGAUGGCUACUUAAACUACAAGGAUGUGGCCGAGUGCAUGAGGACUAUGGGGUACAUGCCCACUGAAAUGGAGCUGCUGGAGAUAGUGCAACAGAUAAAGAUGAGAAUGGGUGGAUUAAUGGACUUUGAUGACUUUAUUGAACUGAUGGGACCCAGGAUGAUGGGCGAGACGGUGGGCAUGCUGGGGCUCAAGGAGCUUCAGUCGGCCUUUUUACAGUUUGACACAGACGGAGAUGGAAUAAUCAACCAAGAGGAGAUGAAGGAAGCACUAAAGACACUGCUGGGGGAGAAGUUGAAGAAAGGAGAACUGGAGGAGAUCUUAAAGGAGCUGGACAUUAAUGCAGAUGGAAACAUUGACUUUGAAGAGUUUGUGAUGAUGCUCUCUAUCCGCUAACCAUUUAAAGACCGGCAACAUGGACAGACUACUACUACCGAACCAUUACCAAAUAUUCACAGUUAGGCUCACUUGUGUUUGCAACAUAGGCACAGACUUCUACCACAUAAUGUGUGCCUAGCUAUGUAAUAAUUGUGCGUAUGACAAAGUAUUGUAAAUAGCUGUGUGUGAUUCCCACCAUGCCAUCAAAUGCAGAAUAACACCGUUAUAAUUUUGUAGAUUCACAAACCCUCUGGUGUGAUCGAUUAUGUAAAUAAGACUGAAAUGUUUUGUUAUUUUAAUAAAGAAAUCAAAACCA